Messenger RNA from Entrophospora sp. SA101, 1512 nucleotides. NCBI's taxonomy places the organism in Eukaryota, Fungi, Glomeromycota, Glomeromycetes, Entrophosporales, Entrophosporaceae. The record is from the annotation of a GenBank genome assembly.
AUGCUUACUAGGAGACGUGAUGAAAACUGUGAUCAAAUAUCAAACAUUGGUUCUCCAAAACGGAUUUGUGUAGUUAAUGAGAGUGUUAACCAAGUAAAUGGUAGUGGUGGUGGUAGUAGCAUAACUGGUGUUAUUAACGUUAAUGGAGGAGGUGGUAGCGAAUCUGAUCAAGAGCCUCAAUUUUCUACACGUUUCUCUUCACAUUCAUACACAAUAUUUGAUCAAGGGCUGUCAACUGACGAGUACAAACUAAAAGAAACACCCUUGAGUGAAGAAGAGUGUAAAUAUUAUAGAGAUGCAGCUCAAGAGAAAGGAACUCAAAAUUUCAUUCAAGAAUUCAUAUUCGAAAAAAACAUUACAAUUCAUAAGUUAUUUUAUGCCUUUGAUUACAGACUGCCAGCAAGAAUAAAGAACCUUCCAGAAAAGGAAUUGCUUUCAAUUCUUCACAAAAUUUUAGCAAAAUUCCUUCGACAAAGAAAAAAACUGCCAAAUAUUAAUACUUUACAGGAUGUAAUCAGGCUAUUAUCUGAAUCAUCAAAUAUCAUGGUUUUGACAGGCGCUGGGGUUUCUGUUUCAUGUGGCAUUCCAGACUUUCGAUCUGAAAACGGCAUCUAUUCUCGAUUAUCUGAGUUUGAUUUGGAAGAUCCUCAAGACAUGUUUGAUAUAAAUUAUUUCAAAGAUUGUCCAAAAGUGUUUUAUUCUUUUGCUAAGGAGAUUUAUCCAAGUAAUUUUUUGCCAUCUCCUUCACAUUAUUUUAUAAAGUUAUUGGAAGAGAAAGGCAAACUUUUAAGAAAUUAUUCACAAAAUAUUGACACUUUGGAACAAGCUGCAGGGAUAAAAAAUGUUUUACAAUGUCAUGGAUCUUUUGCAACAGCUAGCUGCUUAGCCUGUGGUUAUAGGAUUGAUGGUGGUGAGAUAAAAGAUGACAUUUUAAAUCAAAAAGUGCCAUAUUGCCCCAAAUGUAAUCUAGAAAAUGAUAAAUCAGAAUUUGAAUUAAGAAAAAAAUCUAUAUCUCCAUCAGUUAUGAAGCCAGAUAUUGUUUUUUUUGGUGAAAAAUUACCUCCAGAGUUUGAUAAUUAUUUUCCUAAAGACCGAGAAAAGGUUGAUCUUUUGAUUGUAAUGGGAAGUAGUUUAAAGGUUGCACCAGUUAGUGAAAUAAUGGGUCAAAUUCCUCACCGUGUCCCACAAAUUGUGAUAAACAAGACUCCUAUUAAACAUAUGCAAUUUGAUGUUCAAUUACUUGGAGAUUGUGAUAUUAUUAUUCCAGAGCUAUGCAGAAUGCUUGAUUGGGAACUUUUUCAUGAAAAAUUAUCUGGUGGGUCAUCUUUAAAAAAACCACCUGUGAAUUAUAAUUUCUAUGAACCAAAUGUUUAUUUAUUUGAAGGAGCAAUUGUGAAACCUAAAGAAUUGUCUACACUCAGUGUCAAACCAAACAUUGAAAGUAUUCUAAAUAGUGGUCAUUUGUUGAAAAAUGGUAUCAAAUCAGAAAAUAAUGAUAAAAAAUUGUGUUGA